AAAGGUGAAACAAACAUGGCGGCCCCCCGUCGAGCGACUGUGAUGUUGAAGGUGGUGAAGAAAAUAGCCAUCCACUUUUGUCCUUUCGAAGCUAAUGUUCGCUCGACGCGGGAAUUCCUGGUCGUGGUGGGUUCGGAGAAGGCCAGAUUGACCAAUUCAAACUGCGAGGUGAUAUCCAUGGUGAAACACGACAAGUCAGAACCAGUUGUGGAUGUCACUUAUGAUCCUCCCGCUUUUGUCUUCCUCCUCAGUGGAUGGCGAGAGGCUGCUGAUGAAGGGCGCCAACCUGACCAGCAGCGAGAUGCUCAGCGCCUUCCAGGCUAGGUGCACGUCCAAGGACCCCCAAGCCAAGGGUGCGGCCAAAUAAAGAACAAUCACAAUACUGCUGUGUACAGGACUGGAUAUUUAUAAUAAAACAUGUAUCAUCUGA
Molecule: messenger RNA, 430 nt
Organism: Syngnathus typhle (broad-nosed pipefish)
Lineage: Eukaryota; Metazoa; Chordata; Actinopteri; Syngnathiformes; Syngnathidae
Gene: mrpl53
Product: mitochondrial ribosomal protein L53
Exons: 3
Coding region: 16-324 (102 amino acids)
Cellular component (GO): mitochondrial large ribosomal subunit
Source: RefSeq, a predicted model, not a curated record